AUGGCACUUCACGGGGGUCCUGAAACGGUCUCUACCGUCUCCUGGGUGGUGCAGUGGCCCCCACCAGAGACCCAGGCUACCAGAGACCCAGGCUACCAGAGACCCAUGCUACCAGAGACCCAUGCCACCAGAGACCCAUGCCACCAGAGACCCAUGCUACCAGAGACCCAUGCCACCACAGACCCAGACUACCAGAGACCCAUGCCACCAGAGACCCAUGCCACCAGAGACCCAGACUACCAUAGACCCAUGCCACCAGAGACCCAUGCCACCAGAGACCCAUGCCACCAGAGACCCAUGCCACCAGAGACCCAUGCCACCAGAGACCCAUGCUACCAGAGACCCAUGCUACCAGAGACCCAUUGCUACCAGAGACCCAGGCUACCAGAUACCCAUGCCGUCAGAGACCCAUGCCACCAGAGACACAUGCCACCAGAGACCAGGCUAGACCCAUACCACCAGAGACCCAUGCUACAGAGACCCAGAGACCCAUUGCUACCAGAGACCCAGGCUACCAGAUACCCAUGCCGUCAGAGACCCAUGCCACCAGAGACACAUGCCACCAGAGACACAUGCCACCAGAGACCCAUGCCACCAGAGACCCAUGCCACCAGAGACCCAUGCCACCAGAGACCGAUGCUACCAGAGACCCAUGCUACCAGAGACCAGAGACCCAUGCCCAUGCUACCAGAGACCCAGGCUACCAGAGACCCAGGCUACACCACAGAGAGACCCAGGCUACCAGAGACCCAGGCUACCAGAGACCCAUGCUACCAGAGACCCAUGCCACCAGAGACCCAGGCUACCAGAGACCCAUGCUACCAGACCCAUGCCACCAGAGACCCAUGCCACCAGAGACCCAUGCCACCAGAGACCCAUGCUACCAGAGACCCAUGCCACCAGAGACCCAUGCCACCAGAGACCCAUGCUACCAGAGACCCAUGCUACCAGAGACCCAUGCCACCAGAGACCCAGGCUACCAGAGACCCAUGCUACCAGAGACCCAGGCUACCAGAGACCCAGGCUACCAGAGACCCAUGUCACCAGAGACCCAGGCUACCAGAGACCCAUGUCACCAGAGACCCAGGCUACCAGAGACCCAUGCCACCAGAGACCCAUGCGACCAGAGACCCACCAGAGACCCAGGCUACCAGAGACCCAUGCUACCAGAGACCCAGGCUACCAGAGACCAUUGCUACCAGAGACCCAUGCCACCAGAGACUCUGGGUUCGAGCCCAGGCUCUGUCGCAGCCGGCCGCGACUGAGAGGUCCAUGGGGAGACGCAAAAUUGGCCUAGCGCCGUCCGGACCCUGCAGCAAGGACCUCAACAUGACAGCAGGACAUAAUGCCCAGGCCGUGAGCAGAGCAACAAGCCCCAUCCUGUGA
Molecule: messenger RNA, 1386 nt
Organism: Oncorhynchus nerka (sockeye salmon)
Lineage: Eukaryota; Metazoa; Chordata; Actinopteri; Salmoniformes; Salmonidae
Exons: 2
Coding region: 1-1386 (461 amino acids)
Source: RefSeq, a predicted model, not a curated record